CCUACAGUUUCAGGAGAACUUCAGUCAGUCGUCCAUCCCUGUGUGGAGAGGAGUCGAGUUUUUCUCCCUCACGCUCGGCAGGAUCGGCAGCAGGCCUCCACCUUCAGAAACUAGCAGAGCCAAACAUCCAUCGAGAUCACACAAUGAGGAGUGGAGUAGGCCUAUGUGUGCUGGGCCUGCUGUGCCUCCACAGCUCUGUCUUUGGGCAGGAGGCAGUGGACGUCCAACCAGGCGUCCUUAUCUUCUGCGAUGACCCAUCUGUAGAGAAAGCUGUCAGCAGCGCUCUGCACAAGUUCAAUGAGAAGUUGAGCACUGGACACAAGCUGGCCCUCUAUCAGAUACUGACAGCCAGCAAGUCAGAGAACGGCUCAGACUCGGUGUAUUCACUGCAGUUCACCAGCAGGAGGAGUGACUGUCCUGCCGGGAGCAACAAACCCUGGAGAGACUGUGACUAUCUGUCUACUAGACGCAAGGAGCCGAUUUCAUGCAAUGCCACAGUCUACUUGACAGAGGCGGAAACAGACACUAAGCAGGUGGAUUGUGAGCUCGAUGAUUACGUCGUUCCAGAGAAAGCUUCCUGUCUGGGCUGCCCUGAGAAGAUUGAUGAGACCUCAGAGGACCUUAGAGUUCCUCUUUCUGUCUCCAUCUCCAAGUAUAACUCCAUCUCCGACUCUACUCACCUGUUCACCCUGCACACUAUUGCCCACGCCACCAGACAGGUGGUCGCAGGUUUCAGGUUCAAGGUGAGAUUUGAUAUGCAGAAAACCACCUGCGCCAAGGCUGAACACAAAGACCUCAACGAACUGUGUGUCCCUGAUGAUCAGGAUACGGAGUUUACAAACUGUAACUCUACAGUGGAUGUAGCUCCAUGGAGACUUGAGGCCCCGGAGGCCCAGUUAGAGUGUGAACCAGGUGAACUGCCUACGACGUUCAACAGGCGCCGUCCUCCCGGCUGGUCUCCACUCAGGAACAUCCUGUAUGAAGCCAUACCUUCAAAGCCCCCCACUAAAGCCAAAGAAGAAUCAUCUGAGGAGGACUUGACAGCCGUCAAGCCGUCCGGCUCCCCUGAUGUGGCCUCGGAAGCUGGGAAUGACAACCCCUUCCACUGCCCAUCUAAGCCCUGGAAACCUUUCAACCCAGUCCCUCCUGCUGUGCUUGGAGCUCCUACGAAGGCCAGCAUAGAGACGGGCGCCACACAACCGCCAGCAGAAGUCGGCUUCAGUGAUACAGACCUGCUGGCAUAAAAUUUUCCACAUUUAUGUUCAAAAUAAUUUUCACACUCUCCCAACAGAUUUCGUGUUUGUUUUGUAGACUAGUCCUCUAGUUGCAUUGCAGGGACUUCUUCUGGAAGAAACCUCUUCAGGGGUGUUAAGCCGAUUUAAAACUACGGAGGCAAAGAAGAGGGUUGGGUUCAUAAAACAACGAGUUUAGAUUGGGCCCUGUAACUCCUCAGAAAGCACUGGAAAAAUAAGGACUGAAAUGAUGACAGAGCUCUUUAGUGUUAUCGUAUAAAUAACAAGGAGAAAAACAGGUGUUCCUUUGAGUAAAUCAAAGUAAUGAGUAAUGAUUAAAUGCCCUUGGUGUGAAGUUAUAACAGAUGUGAGAAAGCAGAAAAAAAUCUGCAAGAAAGUGAAAUAAAACUUUGUUCUUUGU
Molecule: messenger RNA, 1653 nt
Organism: Seriola dumerili (greater amberjack)
Lineage: Eukaryota; Metazoa; Chordata; Actinopteri; Carangiformes; Carangidae
Gene: kng1
Product: kininogen-1-like
Exons: 9
Coding region: 144-1244 (366 amino acids)
Biological process (GO): positive regulation of cytosolic calcium ion concentration; negative regulation of blood coagulation; negative regulation of endopeptidase activity
Cellular component (GO): blood microparticle; extracellular region
Molecular function (GO): cysteine-type endopeptidase inhibitor activity
Source: RefSeq, a predicted model, not a curated record